This is a messenger RNA of Fonsecaea erecta, 1482 nucleotides long. RefSeq lists its product as hypothetical. The transcript is spliced from 4 exons. The record is from RefSeq and is a predicted model, not a curated record. Gene Ontology annotation, molecular function: heme binding; iron ion binding; oxidoreductase activity, acting on paired donors, with incorporation or reduction of molecular oxygen. Bases 1 to 1482 code for a protein of 493 amino acids. NCBI's taxonomy places the organism in Eukaryota, Fungi, Ascomycota, Eurotiomycetes, Chaetothyriales, Herpotrichiellaceae.
AUGGCAUAUUGGCUCAUUGGCCCUGCCGUGAUCGCCAUCCUUGUCCUCACCACAAGGUUUCUGACAUGGAAACGCCUGCGGCACAUCCCGGGCCCGUUGUGGUGCGGCUGGUCGGAUCUAUGGAUACUUCGGAGAGCCUUCAGAGGGUCACUGUACCGGGAUCUUGACGAUUUAUGCCACAAGUAUGGACCUCUUGUCCGCGUUGCACCCGACUACUUGAUAUGCGGCGACCCAAUUGAAGUUCGCCGCAUAUGGGGAGUACGCUCUCAGUUCGAUCGAGCACCAUGGUUCAAGGGGUUCCAGCUUGAUCCACCAAACGACUGUACCCUGUCCAUACGUGACAGCACCCUGCACACGGCGCUCAGAUCCAAACUUCUCCCUGGAUACUCAGGAAAGGACAUUGACGGGUUACAUGAGUCGAUUGACCAGCAAAUAGCCAAGUUCGUUCGCUUUAUAGAGGGGAAAUAUCUCUCGACCGAGACGGAUUUCCGCCCAGUUGAUUUCGCUCGUAAGAUUCAGUUCUUGACCUUGGACCUCGUUUCCACAUUCGCAUUGGGACGGACGUUUGGCUUCGUGGACAGGGAUGGCGACCUCUACGACUACAUCAAGACGACGGAAGAGUCACUCCCUCUCAUGCAAAUGAUCGCCUUACUGCCAGGGCUCUUGAGCGUCCUACAGUCUCCUCUAUUCAAAGCGAUCCGGCCAACGCACACUGAUGCGAUUGGGCUCGGCAAGGUUAUGGGGCUUGCUAAAGAAAUCGUGGCCGAGCGAUACGGCGAUGCGAAGAUUGUCAAACGAGACAUGCUGGGGUCAUUCGUUGCUCACGGUCUGACACAAAAGGACGCCGAGUCUGAGUCUCUUGUUCAGAUCGUGGCGGGCUCUGACACGACUGCCACGGUGAUCAGGAUAGGCAUGUUUCACGCCUCCACGUCGCCCCUCGUAUAUCAGAAGUUGCAAGAAGAGAUUGACCGGGGCGCCAAAGCUGGUCAGAUAUCGUCUCCAAUCAAAGAUAGCGAGGCACGGGCACUUCCAUACUUACAGGCCUUCAUCAAAGAGUGCUUCCGGAUCUGGCCUCCUAUUACUGGCAUCGUCCCGCGGACCUCCAAUACGGAUGCCGUGGUCUGUGGCCAUCGCGUUCCGGCCCACACAAACGUUGGCUGGAGCGCGCGCUCAGUGAUGCGAGACAGGAAUGUUUUUGGGGAUGACGCAGACUUCUUCGCCCCUGAGCGAUGGAUACUUGCUCAGGGCGAGCAGCUUCGAAUCAUGGAGAAUACCAUCGAGCUUAUCUUUGGUCAAGGCAAAUGGGGUUGUCUGGGCAAGCCUAUUGCCCUCUUGGAGCUGAACAAGGUGUUCGUCGAGCUUCUACGACGCUUUGACUUUACUGUCGUCAACCCUGCUCAUCCUAUGGACACCUUUGACUACGGCGUCAUGACGCAAUGGAACCUCAUGAUGAAGAUUACGAGGCGGAAUAGUCCCGUGUAA